This is a messenger RNA of Ectocarpus sp. CCAP 1310/34, 2480 nucleotides long. The record is from the annotation of a GenBank genome assembly. NCBI's taxonomy places the organism in Eukaryota, Phaeophyceae, Ectocarpales, Ectocarpaceae.
UCAGUUGUCUCACGACAUCACAGCUUCGCGGUCGCCAGAAGGGUACCUGUCAAGAACGAGAAGAGUAGUACUUGUGCGAUGAGUGGCCGACGUGAUGGGACUUUCUUCGGCGACCCCGGCAUGAGAGGGAACGGGCCUCCGAACAUUGAGGGCAUGAUCACCCUCAAGGUGGACAACGUACCUUACAACUCGAGCAUCGAUGACCUCAGGCGCAUCUUCGAAAAGUAUGGCGAGCUUGGUGACGUUUACAUGCCCAGGGACCUGCGCACCGGAGAGCCGAGGGGAUUCGCCUUCGUGCGGUUCAUGGACCAGCGGGACGCAGAUGACGCCAUCGACCGCAUGGACGGAGAAUUCUUCGCCGGCAGGGAGCUUCGGAUCCAGUACGCCAAGAAGAGGAGGCCCGAAGCCAGCGGCGGGUACGGAGGAGGCGGUGGAUAUGGCUAUGGGGGAGGAGGAGGAUACGGUGGUGGCGGUGGGGGGCGCUACGACAGGCGUGACGACUACCGCCACUCCAGCCGCCGCAGCCGCAGCCGCAGCCGCUCGAGGGACCGUCGCCGCCGCCGAUCCAGGAGCGCCUCUCCCCGCCGCGAGCGGUCCCGCGACCGCCGCCGGUCAAGGUCCAGAUCGCCCCUCUACUCCCGCCGCCGCUCCCGCUCAAGGGUUAGCUCCCGCUCCCGCUCCCGCUCGCCGGCGGCCAAGCGCAGCAGCAGGCACCGGGACGGCAGCGAAGAGGGCGGCGGCGGCGGCGGGCACAGCAAGAGAGGCAGGGACCGCCGCGAUUCCAGUGCUGAUGGCGGCAGGGACGGCGAGGCCGAUAAGCGCAAUGGACACCGUGACAGCAGCCCGCCCAUGAACGGCGGCAGCGGCGGUCAGAGCAACAGCCGCCGCAACAGUGAUGCCGGUAGCGCCAGCCCCCACUGAUUCAAGUGCGAGGGGGUAGGUGUCCUUGGGGCGAAAGCGUGGUUGGUUUGCGCUGCAAAGGCCGCCGCUCACUGCUGGCCGCACGACGCGAGAUAGUCUCUCCGAGUGUUUUUUUUUGUUGUUGGCGUAGGGGCCCCGUAGUAUCAUUCUUUGCAGCGCAUGUCGGUGGCAAACAAGUAUGGAAUCUUGAAGGACUUUUCGCCGAUUAGUGUGUAUGCAUUCCGACGCAACCUGUGUUUUCUUCUUUUUCUUCGUUGACACGUGCCUUCCUGUUUAGCACUGUAGCAGCCAUGGUGUGUAAAUUCGGGUAUCGCUUGCGUUGUUUCUUUCAUGUCGUGUGCGGCAGCUCUCUGCAUAGCUUUGCACCGUGGUUACCGGCAUGAGUCGAGGCCGCGAUUGCUCGUCUUGCGUGCGGUGGUGCUCUUUUGAGCUGAACACCCCCGAGGGCACAAAGUUCUGACGGUGCUCUGUUUCGUUACUCGAGGCUAAGUUAGCAAAGGAUCACUUCGGUUGGAAAGGAGAGGAAUGAGAGAAGCACGCAAGAUGAGUACAGAAGGGUCGAUCAAGUUUCUGAUACUUGCGGUUGGGUGUUGUGGGUCGUUUCAUGUAUUGGGCGUCUAUGGUAGUGGAUAGCAGGGGGGGUUCUUUGAAACUCAGCCUUGCUUCAGUGCCAAAUCAGUUUCGGUUGACUCUCGCUUUUCCAUGUUUGGGUCACUCUCUGUCACCAUUACAUUCGGUCUCGACACCUGGUGAUGACUCUUGUGUUGCCACCAAUAGAAACGGGUCCUACCUUUUACGUACCGGAUUGUUGGCGGGUAGGAUUAAGAUAGGUGGUGGCCACGGCGCUGCUGUGUGAUAUGUAUGCAUAUAUUAUUGACUUGAGUCUAGUCCACCUUUCUGGCCCCACAAGUCGGGAUCACGCGGGAAAGAUCGACCGCUAUUAGUGGGUUUGAUUCCCCCCAUUUUCUUCCGAGUAAAAGCGAGCUUGUUUGGGUGGAGCAAGGCACUGCCUCGUUGCAGGCUUGCAGCACUUCAUUUGUGCUCUAAGUAUGUGGUCUCCCGUGUUAGUGCGCCGCUGGUGGAAUUGGCUGGAACAGAUGGAAGCAUCGAUCAAGUAGUUCAAUUACCCCGCUUCUUUGGGCGGCCCAGGAAGCUAGAGAGUCAAUUCGCUUACCAUACACCCGCACUAUGCAGGGAACUAACUCCACUUGCCAGCGUAGCAUUGACCAAUUCUCAAACAAUGUGCGUGCUCCCCAAUUCUCAAUCCCUGCCUCAGGGCCGUUUUUACUUUUUUUUUUCUGUUCUUUUCUACAACACCGGUGGUGACAAAAGUAGAAGUACUUUCUGUUCCAAGUCCUGAUUAUUUUGUACUGGUGUUAUUGAAGCGUACAUACUGCAUGAACGCGCUCCGAACCCUCCGUUGAGCUGUUGGCCCUUGAUCACGGAGGUCCACGUCAGUUGUACGUACAUGUGUCGGGGUAUGUACGUUGUACUCCAAACUUCGACGACCAUCAAUCAAUGUAACAUGUUUUCAGGUACGUACGUGCAUGUGGGGACAA